AUGCUCACCCAUGCUUCGUCUUUCGCUGUCUUCCGAGUGCCUGCCGCAAUACAAUGUGAGUCACGCACGGCAACGUGCGUCUUGCGCGCGCAGAUCCGGUUGGUCGAGGACCCUCCCUGCUGUCCCCACCCCUCCCGUUUUGUCGCGCCCCACCCCACUACGCUCCUGCCAAUACAAUCACUGCGCGCCAAUGCGCAGAUCCGGCUGGUGCUGAUGAUCAAGGACCCGCGCGAGGCGGAGCGGUGGCGGCAGAUGGGCUUCGAGAAUGAGAGCAGGUGCUCGCGCGACGAGAUCGCCGACGCCUUCGUUGAGGUGCGCGCGGGGGAUGGGGGGAAGGGGAGAGGCGGGGAGAGCGCUGCGGAGGCAGGGAGAGGUGGGGAGAGAGGCAAGGGGGGACGGGCAUCGGGAAUGAAAGCGGGUGCUCCCGCGGCGAGAUCGCAGAAGCGUUGCGCGAGGUGUGCGAGUACAUGUGCGUGCGUUGCGUACCGCGUGGUGCUGUGCAAUCCUGCGUCUCUUGCAGGCUGCGCGUUUCCAUUCCAAGUAUCGCCGCCCCUUUCCCUCUCUGGCCUCCUCACCAAUUCCCUCUGCGCAAAUUCCACCCUCUCCUUUCCAUGUCCCCCUCCCCGGCGUGUGGGCAGGUGUGACAGCUGUGUCCCGAGACACGGAGCUGCAGCAGACCGCAUGGUGCUGCGCAAGCUGGCACAGGACAUGCGCGAGUGGCUGCGCCUACAGGUGAGCCAUGGGGGGGACAAGGAGGUGUGGGGGAUAUGGAAGGCAGGAGCGAGCCAGCGGCCAGCCCCUGAGGAGGAAGAGGGAUGA
This is a messenger RNA of Closterium sp. NIES-65, 819 nucleotides long. The record is from the annotation of a GenBank genome assembly. NCBI's taxonomy places the organism in Eukaryota, Viridiplantae, Streptophyta, Zygnematophyceae, Desmidiales, Closteriaceae.